Podospora pseudocomata is the source of this 2298-nucleotide messenger RNA. RefSeq lists its product as uncharacterized. The record is from RefSeq and is a predicted model, not a curated record. The coding region runs from base 1 to 2298 and encodes 765 amino acids. NCBI's taxonomy places the organism in Eukaryota, Fungi, Ascomycota, Sordariomycetes, Sordariales, Podosporaceae. The transcript has a single exon.
AUGGGCUCUCACGCUCCUCCACACCACAACCACCACAACCACCACCCCCAGCACCCAGAUGCCGACCCCGCCCAGGCGGUCGACGGCCUGGUCCGCGCCAUCCGCGAUCUCACCUCGGACCCAAACUACAAGCUCGUCGCCGACGUCUUCAGUGAAUUCCUCUUCGUCAAGGAGCAAAACAACCAACUCAGCACCUCUCACCAAGUAUUACUGGAGGAAUACCGCAAAUUCCGCAAUGAGCUCGAAGACCAAAAGGAAAUCCUCGUCAAGGAGCGACGAGAGAUGGAGCUGGUCGUCCAGGAGAAGGUCCAGGAGAUCUUUCAGCUCACUGCCACCAGGACAAGGUUAGAGACCGACUUGGAAGCGACGCACAGAGCGUUGGAGGAGGAGAUCGAGGCCGCGACACAGGCGGCGGAGGCGGCGGCAAAGAAGUAUGCCGAUUUGAGGGAUCAAACGACGCUGGAGUAUGCCGAUCUUAAGGCGAGAAAGGAGCAGGAGUAUGCCGAUCUGGUGGACUUGAAGAAGCUUGAGUUGUCGGAGCUUAAGGCGCUCACGACGAAGCAGUAUCAGGACCUGGAGGCGGCGAAGCUUGCUGUGGAGGAGGAGAAGAAGACGAACGAGGCGGCGGCGGCGGCUGCUGCCGUGCUGGCUGCGGGAACGAUUGCUGCAUUGACCGCGGCGAAGGCCGAGUUGGAGAAGACGCUUGAGCAGAUCAAGGCCGACAAUGACGCUACGAUUCAGGCCUUGAAGGAGAAGGCGGAGGGGCUGGAGGCGGCAGAGAAGGCGUUGGAGGAAGAGCUGGAGGCUGCCAAGCAAAAGAUUGCCACUCUCGAGACAGCCUUGGAAGAGAGGAAUAAGGAGAUUUCCGGUCUCCAGGAGUCCCUCCGGGCCGCCGAAGAGCAAAUCACAUCCCUCCAGCAAACCCUGGAAGAAAAGAACAACGAGAUCGACGAGCUCCACGGUAAACUCACCACCGAGACCACCCGCGCGGAAAAGGCCGAGUCGGAAAACCACGACCUCCACAACCGCCUCGAAGACACCGAGCACAACCUUGAAGUAACCUCCAACAAGCUCGCCGACCUCGAACAGUACCGCAUCGAGCUCCAGCACGACAACGAAGACACCUACGUCGCCGUCCUCGACAAAAUCUGGACCACCAUUGUCACCCUCGUGGAGACCUCCUUCCGGCACGACAUCGACGACGCCAUCCUCUCCGACGCCUCCUGCUGGACCAACCUCCGCAGCUCCCCCUACCUCAAAAUGGCCACCCAGCUGCAAAUCCCCCUCCCCCAGUCCAACACCGCCGCCGCAAAAGGGAUGCGCAUCUCGGCCGUCCUGGCCAUCCUGUCUCGCGCCCUCCACAGGCACAUCUUCCGCCCCAACUACCUCCUCGAAGACGACGACGAACCCCUCCUCAAAUUCCUCCGCGCCCUCGAAGACGAUGACCCAGCCCGCGAAGCCCACUUCCGCGCCACCAUGCUGGCAAUGAUGCCAGAACGCCAGCUCGAACAAGCCGCCCGCCGCGUCAAGACGGUCGUCAGGGAAGUCUCCUGGGUGGUCCAGCACCUCCUAACCGCCCUCCAGUUCGAAGCGUUUUGCACCGGCCUCGAAGCCGCCUGCCGGCUGGCAUGCGAGCAGUGGAUGCGCAUCCAGGUAGCCAACAUGAAGAUAGAGCCUUACUUUGGCCCCCCCUACGACGACUACGACUGGCAGGUCCUGGACCUGCCCGAGUUUGCCGAGGCGAUUGAAAACGACAAGGCUGUCGAGACGGACGAAGAAGUUCCACCGACAAGCAUCGACGAAAGACUUGAAUCUGCGCUUGCAGAGGCGAGUAAAGUCCCCAUUCCGGCUUCGAUCAGAACGGUCAGUGCGGCUGGUACACUGCCGGGUGAUAAGCUCCUCGUCAACGACACCGACAACGGGAGCCUCCACUCGGCCCACGAGCAUGAAGACGAGUUCGAGGGCGAGGUGGACCCGGACGAGAUUCUGCUGGUCGUGUGGCCGAGCAUGUGCUGUGUCGAGAAUGGGGAGCUGAUGUCCAUCACGCAGGGGUUGGUGAUUUCAAAGGAGCAGGCGAGGCCGGCGCUGGAUGAGAGCAGGCCGCCUAGGCCGAAGCUGAUUGCGAGGCCGGGGUCGAGGAGGGCGAGGACGAUGAGCAUGCCUGCUGGUCAGAGCAGGAGCGGGAGUCCGCAGAGGGCCAUGACGGGGAAGGUGACGAAUCAUUUUAUGAUGAUGGCCAGGGAGUUGGAUUCGGCGGCGGCGGAGGAGGUGGCGUCGCAGGCUGCUUCGGCUACCUAA